AAGUAUUUUACGUUCAUUCGCACUAACAUUUUUACAAAUGGUAUUGUUUUAUUUAUAUCCGACCAAAAUGGCUUCUAUAUAAACAACAAAAAUAAAUGGUGAAUUAACGAAAAGUUGAGUGGUCAACUACAAGACAUGCCGAAACAAUUGCCAUUUGUUAUCUAAGUAAUUAUCUGUGGUUCAACCUAAUGAGUUCGGUAAAAACUGACCACCAACGUGUGUAUAUAUAUACACGUGUAUGUGUGUGUGUUGCAUAGUGUAUACAACACGAACGAUGUUGGUGAACAUGUAAUAAAUAUAUAAUUAUAUAUUUCGAGCAGUAACCGUAUAAAGGUAUUAGUGUAAGUAAAUGUGAUUUCACAUCUUAAUAAUACGUCAAUGCAGCUCAGUCACUAUAAAAUUUCUGCUGUGGAUUAUGCGCCAACAUUUUGUUUUUCUUCAUUUGAAAAUAUUGCCAACUUAUACGUGCUAUGGACAUGAUUUAGACGCUAUAUAUCAAUGAACUUCUGAGCAGAGUAUAGCCUUAUGCUAUUGUAAUGCAAAAGUGGUUUCACUGUUAUGGAUAUAUGGAUUCACAUGCCUUGUAAUAUCCAUGUUGAAAAACCUCUAAAGAAGAUAUCCAGCAUCUCAACAUAUUGCAACAUAUCAAGAUGAAAGAGAUCUGUUAUGCAAGCUGACAAAGAACAGUGCAGGAUGCUGCUCCUAACUUAUUUGUAUGCAUGAAGCAAGCUUGUUAUUCAAAUGGUCACGAAAUCUGCUGCUUUCAUGGAACUUACAGGUUCUGAGAAUGCAGCAGGAGUCACAACAGCAACAUCUACCACAACAACAACAACCACAGUUGCAGCAACAGCAUACACAACAGCUGUUACAGCAGCAGCAGCAGCCACAUCCAACUGAUGAUCAGGAGGAGAAGGAUGAUAUAGAUGAAGAGAUUGAAGAUGAAGAAUUUAUUGAUGAGGACUGUGAGGAAAGUGGGGAGCGUCGGAGUCGUACAGGCUCAGGCCCCAGUGGGCGCACAGUCACACUGCAGAUGUUGCUUGCAGCGGGCAUUCUAGAGCCCGGUGAGGGAACGAUGGCCAUCGAGUACCUGGGUCAGAGGUUUAUAGGAGACUUGCUUCCUGAUGGCAAAAUAAAAUCACAAGAAACAGACAUUGUAUUUGCAUCUCCAAGUGCAUGGGCUAUUCACUGCAAGAGGAUUAUCAACCCAGAAAAAAAAUCUGGUUGUGGCUGGGCAUCUGUGAAAUACAAGGGGAAGAAAUUGGAUGCAUAUAAGAACACAUGGUUUAAGAAGAGAAAGCAAGACCAGAAUAAAGAAAUUGAAGUUUCAGAUGAUGAAGAUAUGGAAAAAGAGAAAGUAAUGAUGGCUCCAGCUCCAGUUCCUAGAGUUGUAAUCAAACACAGUAUGAUUGGCAGCAGAGCAAUGAAUCAUGAUCCCAAUACAUUGGUCGAAAGUACCGCAUUCUCAACAAUGGGCAAAAUCCAGCCAUUUCUUGUGUCCAUGUCAACAAAUGCGGUGCUGGUUAUGGACUUCCACUGCCACUUAACGACAUCAGAAGUAGUUGGCUAUUUUGCAGGACACUGGGAUGUUAAUGCACAUAACCUUGCAAUCACACAUGCAUUUCCAUGCCGUUCGCGACUUGCGGACAGAGAAUUGGCUCCGCUGGUGGAAGCCGAUAUUUUCCGCGCCAUUGAGCAACGGCACUUGACUCUGGUUGGAUGGUACCAUUCCCACCCAUUUGCUGCUGCCACCCCGACACUUCGAGACAUAGACGCACAACUCGACUACCAGAUCAGGAUGAAAGGCAAUAGCGAUGCCAGUUAUACACCUUGUGUUGGUGUUAUCUGCUCUCCGUAUAAUCAUGAUUGCCCAAGUCUGGAGUCAUCAAUUGUCAGUUACUGGGUGAUGCCUCCACCUGAGACGAAGCCUCAUGAAUAUGGGAAACCAAUGUUGAUGAGUUAUAGUGUGGUCCAAGACCAGUUUCUAUCACAGGAUGCUCUCAAUGAAAUGAGACGGUGUGUGAAUUUCUACCAGAAUGAAAGGGAUUUUGUGAAGUUCAAUGAGAAAUUCAAAGGCAGUAUUACCUACCUCGACAAGCUAAAGACUACACUAACAUCCAAAUUUCCCCGAGAUCAAAGUGAUGGAAUUCUCUGGGGUUUUAUACGUGAAAUGGUUUGUCCAGGUUCAAGCAGUACUGAGAAUGGAAACAGGGUUUUUAGCCCCCCAGAAAUCCCUGUUGCCAUAAGUACAACACCAGCACCACUGGAACGUAUAAAUCUGCUGGUACCGAAUGUCGUCCCAAGCUCCAUGCAGCCUGUCAACUCUAACAGCACUAGCACUACUAGCACUAGUACGUCACCAUCUAUGACAGUUGGAAUGGGUCCAGCAGGAGGACUCAUGAUGGGAUCAGAGAUUGCCAAUGCACUGUUUGCAACUGGGAAAUUUCCAUCACCAUCAUCCCUCAUGGGUCUUGGUACUGAUCCAGGCCGGGCUAGUCUUGCCAUGAGCAACAUGUUCAUCUCGCCAAUCGGCUUCAAAAUGGAUCAGAUUAGUAUCCUUAAACCUCUCUCUAUCUCCACUGCAUCAACUCCAACAACUUCUUCCUCUAGUUGCAAUAAUAAUAGUACUAAUAACAAUAACAACAACAACAAUAACACUAGUGGUAGUGUCACAAAUAGUCCAAUUCCUGGUCCCUCCAAAAUUGCAGAUGUUACAUCUCCUAGUGUGAAGGUAACUCAGACUGAUUUGGGGUAACUUCACGGCGCUAGUAAGUCUCAAAAAGGACCGUAUAAAAACAGCGAGCGGACAAGUACUCUAAUCGAGAAAGUGAAGUACCUCGUAAAAGUCUUUUCAGGCAACGAGUAUGGAAUUGAGUUUCCAGUUUUUUCGACACUGUCUCUGCCUCCGUCAUCAUGGAGACGGUCUUUGAAAUGUGAACUAAUAAAUUACUCACUCAGCUGAUUUCCUGAUGAGACCCACAGUGUGCAGUCAUCAUGGAGGAAGCUCAGUCACUCACCCUAUGGUGCAGGAGAUUCUUUGAAAAGUUGAUUGUAUACUCGGCUCGUCAAAGAAUAGCCCACCUUCUUUAUUGAACCCAAAGGUUCAUCACUGUGUUCACAAAAGCCUCCCACCACAUUCUAUCCUGAGCUAUCUGCAUCCAGUUUGCGCUGUCGAUUCCUAUCUCCCUAAGAUCCAUCAUAAUGUUAUCCUUCCCAGUGGUCUCCUCCCUUAAGGCCUCCCAACCAAUACCUUUUAAACACCCCUUCCCUCCCCUACGCAUGUCUCCGAAUACUUUGUAGUACCAGUGAUAUACGUAAAUAUUCAUCCUAAUCUCCAUUCACUUUCUUCAAAAUGGAUGUAAACAAAAUACUGCACAGAGGAGAAUUGAGGAGGCCGUGGACCGAAUACGGACCGGAGAGCCAUAGAAGAAGAAGAAGAGAAAUUGUAUUCUUCCACAGUAAUCUGCCAUUGUUGGUGUACGCUGGGAGACGGUAUCACGGUUCUAAGCUGUAAAGUCAUACCCUACAUCUCGUACCUCAUUGGACACACAAAUUAUGCACCAUUAGGCAAAUUUCAAAAUAUAUCAGUUUAUGUUAUUCUAAGUUGUCAGAUAAUGGACCAGUUCCUUGAUGUCGGUCUUGGUGCUCGAGAAAAGAGCCAAUUUUAAAGCGUUCCGAUGAUGGUGUGCUACACUCGGGAUUACUAAAUUCUUGGACUCUGUCCAUCGUCUGAUAUUCAAAAGAACAUUUCGGAAACCGGAUCUGUUUCCGCCCUCUUUCUAACGGACACAACUGAGUCCUCUUCCCUUUUUUCACCUGAGGAUGCAGUAUUCUCUGGCCUGAACUACUUCAGUUGAUUCAUGUCCUUGGUCAGGAUUAGAGUUAUUAAAUGUCCAAAUUUCUCCAGAUAUAUGACUACUGAGUAUUGCGCUGGCAGCGUAGCGUGGCCUUUCUGCUAUGUGUUCACUGUGUCGCUUGCCAUGUUUCCUAGUCGUAGUGGCACAGGUGCUAAAUAUCUUCGCUGUUUGUAAUAUCAUCACAUAACAUUUCCAUUUCACAACCUUCCAAAAUCAACAUGAAUAUUAUUUCUAGUAUUCGGUACCACACAAUAUCUAAAGUGGAGAAAGUAUCGUGAAAUAAACCAAGACCAUCUCUACAAUGAGAUUAUUUUUUGUGUGGAACUGUUUUUUGUGCAGAGAGAUCGGCAGAUGACCACAACAGGGCUAGUAAGUAUUGAUUCAUUGGAAUGCAUGAAAAAUGUCUCAGUUUGGAGAGACUUUGCUUGACAUUUGUAACCGGGACCUUCCAAAUGCCAGAAUUUGUCUCUAGGGAAUCUAGUGAUGCUAGUCUUUAGGAAACUUCACUCAUGAAAGUGCUCUGUAUUCCUUGAUGUAUUUCUAUUUAUGAUCUUGUACGCAGAGCCAAGAGUACUUGUUGUGUUUAAGUUAAACCAGGCUUGAUAUUAAAUGUAGCAUGUUCUAUUACUUUUUGAAAUGUCAUGUCAAUUCUAAUUUCAUGAGACUUAAUUGGUCUUUUUUUGUACUAAAUAAGUGCUCGAGAAGUAAUUGUUCUAAACUAAUUUAUAUGGUGAUGAUUUUGUUUCAAGAUGUACAGGUUGUGAUAAUUACUUUAUUUUUUAUUUGUCGCCAUAAUGGAAUUUCUUUUUACAUGUUCUGUGAGGUCCAAGGCAUUUUUUCUGAUAUCUUUAUUUUCAUGGGCAGUAUUACAUUUUUGUAUAUUGUGUUAUAGAUAAUUUUUUUAUACUUGAAAAUGAGAUGAAUAGUGUGUUCAUGAGGUAUUAAUUUCAAUGUACCAUUUUGUCUGAAAUACAUUUUUGAAUCUUGAA
Molecule: messenger RNA, 4843 nt
Organism: Zootermopsis nevadensis
Lineage: Eukaryota; Metazoa; Arthropoda; Insecta; Blattodea; Termopsidae
Source: RefSeq, a predicted model, not a curated record